Molecule: messenger RNA, 3535 nt
Organism: Odontomachus brunneus
Lineage: Eukaryota; Metazoa; Arthropoda; Insecta; Hymenoptera; Formicidae
Product: neprilysin-1-like
Exons: 15
Coding region: 143-2470 (775 amino acids)
Biological process (GO): protein processing
Cellular component (GO): plasma membrane
Molecular function (GO): metalloendopeptidase activity
Source: RefSeq, a predicted model, not a curated record
GCCCUUGAGCCCCCGCACUUUAUGCGGGACGACCGGCUCUCGUGGGGUGCACGGUGCGACCGGUGCGACCGUGGCUACCGGCGGUACCAGCACCUUGGGCGGCACGGAAGAGGCUGGUAUCGGGCUGGUGUCGGACGAGCCGAUGGUGCAUGUGGAGAGAUCGGCGGCGCACCCGAGUACAUGGAUAUGCUGUAUGCCCUGCCACUGGCUGAGACGCAGCAAAGCCGUGCACAAGGCGCUGCUCACCUUCGCCAUGCUGCUAGUCACCAGUUUAUUAGUCACCAGUCCGGUGCUCUUCCUCAUCACAACCCUACCGGAAGGCGAACAGCCGCGGAACUGCGCGCCGUUGGAUGAGGCCUGUAUUAGAGAGCGAGAUGGACCCGAAGGUAUCUGCGACUCGGAAGUUUGCGUGGAAGCGUCGAAAAGGAUCCUAGCGUCCAUGAAACGGGGCGUUGAUCCUUGCAAGGAUUUUUAUAAAUUCGCUUGCGGUGGCUUUCGCGAUCAACAACCCUAUCAGCCAAGCGCGAGUUUCAAUAUACUCCAGGUGCAAAUUGACGAACGCAUACACAAAACGCUGGCGAACGAGACGGGCCAGAUGAACGGUAUCUUUGAGAAGCUCGGACAAUUUUACAACGUUUGCCGAGGCUUCAAGAAGAAACCCACAAACUUUACACCCGUUUACGAGCUCUUGGAAGAACUCGGUGGCUAUCUAUCGCCUAACAGCGCUGCACCAAACGACAUCACCCCUCUGAUCUCGACGCUGCUGAAGGUGAACGGCGCUCCCCUUUUCGAUUUAUAUGUCGAUGUAGAUCUUUACGACCGCACAAAGUCAUCCGUAUACCUUGAUUUCCCUAUCAAGCAUCAAACUAACGAAUUUCUUACGGAAAGUCAGAAAAACCGAGACGUAGAAAGAUUGCGUAAAAUACGGGAGAUUGUUCAAGGAUUCCUGCCAAAAAAUAUGAGUCCCAAGGAACAGUCGUCGGAGACCGAUUUGCUUCUGCAGUUUUGCUCAUCGCUCGAAAAGAUUUAUCCGAAGCACAAAGACUUAUACAAUUGGGUGGACGUUGAUCAGAGAGUGUACGUUGCUUACAAUGUGACGUACCUUCAAGAGAGCUUUGGUUACAUAAGAUGGAGGUCGUUGCUGAAUACAACGUUACACUACCGUUCGAACGGUAUCGAUCUGCACGGCGAUAGUAACGACACGAAUCGCGUACACCGACCGCCGUCAUAUACCGCGUCUGAGGAUCAGCAGAUUUACGUUUACGUCACCGCUCCACGUUACUUCCGUAGCCUUGGCAAGUUAUUGAACCGCUCGUCCAGACGGAUUAUUCAUAAUGGAUUGCUGUUACUCUACGCCACGGAUACCCUGCACGACAUCGUAAAUGUUACCGCUGCCAAGGACUGGGAAGCUUCCUGUUACAGUUUGACCAGGAACUCCUUCAGCGAGGCGGUCAGCGCGCUCUACGUACGGCAGUACACCCCGAAAUAUUUGGAAACUCUAGCUAAAAGGGUAACAGUAUUGUUCGAGCGUAUGAAGGAGACCAUAGCCGAACGUAUAUUAGUAAAAUCAUGGCUUGACGAUGAAACAAGGACACAGGCUUUGUUGAAACUUAAUUCCCUACGGGGCCGAUUUCAUGUGUCGCCUGUUUUUCAUGACGACACUCUGCUCGCAAGCGAAAUGGCCGAGGUCGUAAUCGAUGAUGAUGAUUUCUUCGCUACCGUCCUGAGGAGAUUUCGUCAGAUUCGGAUAUUGCAAAAUCAAAGUCCGUUACGAAGAAACGCAACGGAAAAGCGUCAUUAUCCUUAUUCCGUACGCGCCUAUUACGAAUCCUCUACAAAUACGAUCGGGAUUCCCUUGGCCAUAAUGACGUCUUGGGCAUGGUCGUGGGACGGUGGGCCUGCUUACGCGGUUCACGCCACCCUAGGAUCGGUCGUCGCUCAUGAGAUUCUGCAUGCCUUUGAUUUCCAUCGUCGCAGAUUGCCGAUAGAUCCAGAUCUAAACAUCGACGAGUGGCUCUGGAUCACGCCGAAUUCUUGGAAGCGGUUAGAGACCAGAAUAGAAUGCGUCGCAAGACUCUACGCCAAGAGUUUUUGGCGAAAAGUUCAGUUCUAUGGAAACGAUGUCACCGUACAGUUCGAUUGGAAUAUGACAAGGAACGAGAACGUCGCUGACAUCGGAGCUCUACAAAUCUCUCACAAGACUUGGCACACCUUGACGAACGGGAAGGACCGAAGCCUCCCUGGCUUGGAAGGCCUCCGACCAAGCCAACUUUUCUUUAUAAGUGCCGCUCAGGUAUACUGUAUUAACAUGACUGCCGAGGCUUACGUUCUCUCCGUUGAGUUUGACUUUCAUACUCCUCAUCCCGAAAGGGUAAACGGUAUAAUGAUGAAUUCACAAGCGUUCGCGGAAGCGUUUCGCUGUCCACUUGGAGCUAAGAUGAAUCCUCCGAAUAAAUGCACCGUCUGGUAAUUGAUUAUUGACGCAUUCGUUGGUACAAUGAGUAUGCAUAUAUCAUCGAUACCAUUUCGAUGGACCGACGCUAACCAGCUUUAUUUUAUCUCGCAACUGUUACAAGUCGUGCUAACAUUUCGUUUCGCAAUUAUCGCGACAAAGAAUUGCAUAUAACAAUCCAUAGAAUCUGCGAGUGUAUUCUCGCGAUUUCCGUCUGUUACGAGACCCAUCGAAAGCAAAGUGUCGUUACCGUGUUUACCUGCUACCUAUGAAAGUGAAAUACCGUUAAGUACAAAUAAUCUUAUUACGUUUUGCUAAUUAAACUUACGCUAAUUACGGAUUGAAGUCCGUCCCGUCUGAAACGCUUUAAACGGUUUCUGUGAAGAUACAAUUCAGAAGAAAUUCAGAUGAUCAAAACAAAUGUGAAAAAAUGCCUUAAAAAUAUUACGCGAUAUACGUUAUUGCGGAUUACAGUGUCCUAGAAAGCUAUUUUUGCCCGAUCGACAUGUGAUCGAUAUAGCUUGACGCGAAUUAUACGACUCUAAUGUAUAUACAUUUUGUAUAAGGCUUUCGAUUCGAAGCGAAGAGACCGCGUGUUCUUAAGAUGUAUAUUUGCGAAUAUAACGAUAUAAUAUAUAUAACGAUAGUAUAUAUUUUCUCGUAUAGAAGUUAAAAUAAUAAAAAAAUCUAUAUAUAUUUACGUAAUCUACGUUUAUGUUAUACUUGUUGAUAAUUUUAACGAACGGGCGAACGUCAUCUUUUGGUAUUUUAAUAGCAAUAUAAUGUUGCAGAAGCUUCGUACAGGUGCAAUUAAAUAUUAUAUAUAUAUAUAUAUAUAUAUAUAUAUAUAUAAAGAGAAUAAUCUGUGAGAUAUACUAGUAGAUGCCCGGGAAAAAAAUUUCAAAUAAAAGCCAAAUAUGGAUUUUAUUAAGAUCUGAUCAGAUCUUUCAUAUCUAAUCAGAUAUAACAUUAUAUAUGAUUCAGAUCUGAUUAUUACGCUUCCCAUAUAUGCUUAGAUAUAAUCAGAUACAAGAUUAACUGAAUCCAAUUAUCCAUACCUAGCUUUUAUCUAAACUUUUCUUU